Messenger RNA from Toxoplasma gondii ME49, 1486 nucleotides. RefSeq lists its product as hypothetical. Lineage: Eukaryota; Apicomplexa; Conoidasida; Eucoccidiorida; Sarcocystidae. The coding region runs from base 970 to 1308 and encodes 112 amino acids. The record is from RefSeq and is a predicted model, not a curated record. The transcript has 2 exons.
AUAGACAAACCCGGAAGCUAUCAGCAGUCCGUGACAUAACAGGCCCGGCAACCUGGUAAAACGACUGAAGACACGGAACUUGGCGGCUGCUGCGAUGUAAGAGGGAAACACAAAUUAUGAGGCAUCCCAACGGCAUGCUCAGUUAAAUAGCCUCAUCGGCGUUUGCUGACUGAUGAUUGUUCAUCUGCAGUUUCAAUCGAGCGUCGGCAAGAAGCAACAUCAGGGGAAAAGGACUGCAGGAUGGCCACACCAUUGUUAUUGUUUACAAACUCGGUCUUGCCUUAAUUGAUUCGGCAGACUCUUCUACCUGUCUCCGUAACUCGUGCCUGUCUGCAUCCUUUCUUUCUGGCUCAAUAUGAUUAUUUCUGCAUGCGCAUCCUGCACCGUUUCUUUCAGAGGACUAGUGAUUCAAAAGUUCCGCUUGAGAAUGGCAAGCCACACUGUUGCACUUCUCUCUGGUAUCAGGAAGAUAGUCUUUUUUGGGCUGCAGGCUGUUCUUGUCUCGACCACCUCUAUGUCUUCCAGUCGGACCGUCCCGCGUCCCCGUGUGUUUUUGCUGCUUUGCUUCGAGACAGUAUUUCCUCUGUUGCCAUUGUAUACACUUUUGUGACAGCGUUUCUCUUUUCCUCGUCUGAAUCGGCCUCUGUCAUCAGGUUCACAAGCUGUGACUGUCUAUAACAAUAUCUUUCCUUUCAUUAGGACAGUGCGCUAAACUAAAACAAAACUCCUCCAAGUGUAUAUCCUCUUGCAGCGUGACGCACUUAUGGCAGAAAGAACAUUCUCAGCAUUCUCAGGUCUGUUCGAAUUUGCGUCGGCCCAUUCAUCCUCCAGGUGCCCCAACGCAUUGCAUGGAGAUAGCGGGGAGGCGCACUGCACGAUCGCAGGGUAAGGAAGGAUAUCUACUAAAUAUCGGAGUUGACCACGGACAGAAAAAAGCCUCAACGUAUUUGCAAAAACAACGACAGACGGAUGAUAGUGUUUGUGAACGAACGCAAUAAGCAAAUCCGCCACAGAGCGAAAAACAGUAGAAACGAGUACCAGGCAAUCAUCAAUGUGGCCUUCCCACAACAUGCAAAAGUGUUUUUUGGCCGGCCGUUGCAUCUGCUCGUCCGCCGUAUACGUGACACCCGACUAAUCGCAAAAGAUGAUAUACCUGAGAAAGGAAUGUAUGCCCAGAAGUCUGCACCCGCUCGCACGUUUCUCUGCAUAGCGCGAAACACGCCUCCAGGAGCCGGUUGCGUAACGCCAACAAAAAAGUCAGGGACGACAACACUCGAUAGUGACAGCCGGCUCUGGACACGAGACUGAAACGCAGUUAUGCGAAAAAGAGUCGCGAAACAAUUACGAUUCCACGAAGCACAGACGACGUUAUGGAGCUAGAUGCCCUCAUUUAACAGAGAGAAUUGCACGCCCCCUCCCUAUUGCGAGUUGCUGUUUUCACGGUACCCGAGAUUGCAUCGGCAACACUGGAAUUCGCGAAGUGGUU